This is a messenger RNA of Chelmon rostratus (copperband butterflyfish), 1895 nucleotides long. It is a transcript of the gene pex14, whose product is annotated as peroxisomal biogenesis factor 14. The coding region runs from base 25 to 1185 and encodes 386 amino acids. Gene Ontology annotation, biological process: protein import into peroxisome matrix, docking. Gene Ontology annotation, cellular component: peroxisomal importomer complex; peroxisomal membrane. The transcript has 10 exons. Lineage: Eukaryota; Metazoa; Chordata; Actinopteri; Chaetodontiformes; Chaetodontidae. The record is from RefSeq and is a predicted model, not a curated record. Gene Ontology annotation, molecular function: signaling receptor binding.
UCUGAGCAAACAAGGGGUAGGAAGAUGGCAUCCACCGACCAACCUGAUCUACCAACACAGCCUGGCCUUCCGCUUGGAGAUGCUGCGGCAGUUCCCCCCAGAGAAGCACUGAUUACCACUGCUGUAAAAUUUCUACAGAACCCAAAAGUGCGUCAGAGUCCCUUGGCCACCAGAAAAGCCUUCUUGAAGAAAAAAGGGCUGACGGACGAGGAGGUAGAGCUAGCCAUUCAGCGCUCUGGCAGCACAGAAGAAGUCCUGCCUCUGAGCCCUGUGGGACCCCCACAUCCACUCCAUGCAACUCAGCUGGUUCCUGCACCACACAGUCCAACAGGCUACAGAUGGAGGGACUACGGUGCCUUCACCAUCAUUAUGGUGGGCAUCGCUUUUGGCUUUCAUCAGCUUUACAAAAAAUACAUCCUUCCCCUCAUUAUGGGCAGCCGAGAGGACAAGAAGCAUCUGCAGAGGAUGGAGAGCAACAUUGCGGCAAUGAGUGGCACGCUGACACAGACAGUCAGUCAGCUGCAGCAGACCUUGGUCUCUGUCCAGGAGCUCCUGAUCCAGCAGCAGCAGAGGAUCCAGGAGCUCUCUCAGGAACUGGCAACAGCAGAGGCAUCAUCCUCUACCAGCCGUGUCCUGGACAACCAAACAGUUGGAGAGCUGAAGGCUGAGAUUGUCUCUUUGAAGGGCUUACUGCUCAGCAGAAAGCAAUUCCCUUCCACUCCCACAAUUCCUAAGAUCCCUUCGUGGCAGAUUCCCCUGAAGCCGCCUUCAGCACCCGGCUCGCCAUCCGUCAACAGCAGCAGCGACAUCUCCCCUGUCAGUAACGAGUCAGCCAACUCCUCCCCAGUUAAAGAUGGACACCACAGCCCCCAGGAUGCACUGGGAGGGCCUGAUGGAGCUCAUGGUAUCAAUGGAGAUGCUGGCCCUGUGGGCCUGGUCACAACACUGCCCCUGGACCUAAAGGACCAGGUCCGCAUGGAGGUGCAGGGGGAGGAGGAGAAAAAGAACAAAGAUGAUGUCAGCCACGUAGAGGAGGAGGAGGAGGAGGAGGAGGAGGAGGGUCUAAGCAUGCAGACAGAGGAUCGGCGAGGUGGGGAUGGACAGAUUAACGAACAGGUGGACAAACUGAGGCGGCCCGAGGGUGCCAGCAAUGAGAGCGAGCUAACAAGAAGAGCCCAUGAGUGAGAAGAAGGGAUAUCAGCUCUCGUGCCACUUCCACCUCCAUCGCAUGGCCUUCAUGGGAACACAGAAAAGGUAGAAGGGCUCUGCGCAUUUCUGUGUGACACCCGUCCUAGCCUGCAGACUAUGCUUAGUUACGUUGGCGGAGUUUAUGUUGAAAGUGUCAAAUGAUGAGACAAAUAACACUGCAGUAUGCUGUAAAAGAUCUAUUUUUGAUUUAUUUGAAAUGAAUUUGUAUGGAUGAAUAAGGUUUAAAGAAGUACAGAAUCAAGAGGUGUGACUUCUGCUUCGUAGCCACUGUAGGCUCAGUGAUUGGUCCGCUCUGUAACCUGCUGAUGACUGUCUGAAUUUCAGCCAGAAAUGUACAUAAGUGUAAUAAAUUAGGUUUAUCUCAAGUAGAAUCUGUUAUGUUAAUUUUAAACCAUCUGGACACAGAAUACUACUGUACACUAUGAUUAAAGGACAAACACAGUGUUACUAGGAUUUCCAUGUUUAUAUUCUACAUUUCCUGAAUUCAGUUACUGUUUACAUCAGUGCAGAUAGUUUGUCAUGUUUGUCUUCCUGUUUCUUCAUUUACAGAAGUAUAUAUUUUGAAACAUGCUCAGAUAAAUACUUGACUGGCAGUAAAGAACAGGGUGCUGAUUCUAUGUCGUAACUGAGUAAAUGUACCUAAUUUAUGUUUCCAUCCACCCAGUAAACAUUAAAGGGAACGAAAC